AUGGUUCGCGCGACGACGCGGGACGAGCGCGCGCGCGUGUACAUCGAGCACACGGAUGCGUACGGCGUGGUGUUUUACGCGAAUUACUUCGCGUUCGCGUCGAACGCGGCGGAGGCGCUCGGGAGAGUCGCGGCGGGCGGCGGCGGCGGCGGCGGCGGCGGCGGCGCGAACGCCGGCGGUUUCGAUUUCGGGCGCGCGUUUCGAUGCGCGAGGAUCGAGCAUUGUAAGUACGCGCGCGCGGCGACUCUGGGAGACGCCAUCGCGGUUCGGUCGGAGGUGGUGCGCGCGGACGAACGGAGCGCGACGUUGAGGCAAGAAAUCGUUUCGGCGAACGACGACGCCGACGAGACGGUGUUUCUCAGCGCGGAAAUAACGUACGCGGGCGCGGGCGCGGAAACGGACGAUAGUGUGGGUGUCGGCGACACCGCGGGCGAUGAGACGUUCGCGGCGCCGUGGGAGAUGGAAGACGGGAGAUGCGCGUCGACGGCGGUGAGGAUGUAUCGAGGCGAACGCUCCGCCGCCCAACGCUCGCACGUCGACAUCUUGCGAUUCUUCGAACGCGCUCGAACCGACGCCAUCGGUGGUUCGGACGCGCUGAGUGCGCUGCAGGACGAUGGCGUUGUCGUCGUCGUGUCGCGUUUGCAGGCGUAUUUCCCGCGCGGCGACGGUUCCCAAUCGAAAUCUUCGUCAUCUGUUAUCCCGGUGUACGACGUCAAAUCAACCGUCGAACUCAAGCGUCGCGGUAUCCAAGUCGUGUUUCACCAAGCCAUGUUUGCCGACGACGGCGCGUGCGUCGGAUACGGCGAUGUCACGUGCACGUGCUUGGACGCGAAGACUAUGCGUCCGAUGCCGUGCCCGCCGGCGCUCGUUGACACGUUCGCGCCGUUCUGCAUCGCGUGA
Ostreococcus lucimarinus CCE9901 is the source of this 900-nucleotide messenger RNA. RefSeq lists its product with no specific name. The record is from RefSeq and is a predicted model, not a curated record. NCBI's taxonomy places the organism in Eukaryota, Viridiplantae, Chlorophyta, Mamiellophyceae, Mamiellales, Bathycoccaceae. The transcript has a single exon. The coding region runs from base 1 to 900 and encodes 299 amino acids.